Molecule: messenger RNA, 963 nt
Organism: Eupeodes corollae
Lineage: Eukaryota; Metazoa; Arthropoda; Insecta; Diptera; Syrphidae
Product: beta-glucuronidase-like
Exons: 4
Coding region: 1-963 (320 amino acids)
Biological process (GO): glucuronoside catabolic process; carbohydrate metabolic process
Molecular function (GO): carbohydrate binding; beta-glucuronidase activity
Source: RefSeq, a predicted model, not a curated record
AUGGUUCAAGUGAUAUGGGUUCGAGUGUUGUUGUUAAUGGUGGUUAUAGGAUACCUUGAACUUGUGAAUUGUGCUUAUUCCGACACAAGCGAAACUAGAGAAAUAUUGCAUUUGGAUGGAAUUUGGAAUUGUUAUUGUGAACGGGACAGUAACGAGUCUUUGGAUUAUCGUGAGAAACAUGGAUUACGGAAGCUCAAUGGAAUCGUCAAAAUGCCAGUUCCAGGAAGUCUCAUUGACUUUGAUCCGAAAAGUUGUCCCCGAAGCGUUUGGUACGAGAGGAGCUUUUUCGUACCGAAGUCGUGGAAGUACGAGCGUAUAAUUUUGAUAAGGUUGGAUGGUUUAGGUUUCGAUACAGUUUUGUGGCUAAAUGGGGAAAUCAUUGAAAGAAGCAACAAACACUUUGAAGAACUCGACGUUACUGACAGACUUGUAUAUGAUUCGGAAAAUCGCAUCGCCCUCGAAGUUCAAAACUCUCCUAAAAAUCGUAGUGAAUUUCAAGAAAUUCCACGAUCCAUUAGUCUGCUGUCUGUUCCUGAAAUUUUAUAUAUUCAAAGCAUAUCAGUGGCUUCGACUGUGACAAAUGAUACAGCUUUUAUAAGUUACAAAGCUAUAGCCGGUGGCUUGCUUAAAAUUAAUGCUAAAUGCGUAUCGGUUCAAGUUCUAGACAAAGAUGAUCUACAAGUUGCUUUUAGCUUGGGAAAUGAUUCGCUCGAGGGGAGUUUUUCGAUACCGAAUUUCAACUAUUGGCGGCCAUUUUGUAUGGACUCUAAUAGAGCCGGGUACCUUUAUACUCUAGUCUUUAAACUCUACUACAAAUACUGUGAAAGUGACAUAAAAGAUGUCUACAGAAUGAAAAUUGGAAUAAGACCUUUAAGUUGGUCUAAUAAUUCGUUAACGAUGAAUGAUAAAAGUUUGUACCUGCAAGGUGUUCGAGGAAGUAACGAAUGGGCGGUGAGUUUUUGA